AUGCCGCACGACCACAUCCACGAGAAGCGUGCGGCGCAGAGGACGUCGGGGCUGGAGAAGCUGCUGGGCGGGCUGUUCCCCAAGGGCAACCCGGCCAUGUCGUCGCUGCUGGCCACCUUUUACAUUUCGCUGUUCCCGAACCUGAUUCUGUUUGCCACGCCGUCGUCCAUUCCCAACAGGGCGCUGCGGGUGAUGGUCGGCUUUGCCGUGGGCGGGCUGCUCGGUGAUGUGUUUCUGCACCUGCUUCCGCAUAUGUUCUCGGAUGGCCACGAUCACCACGGCCACAGCCAUAGCCACGACGACGACGUGCCUGAGGCGACGCGCAACACUGUGUAUGGAUGCGCAAUCUUCGUCGGCCUGCUGGUGUUUGUUGUAGUGGACAAGUUUAUGCGUAUCUUUGGAGACGGCCACUCGCACGGCCACUCGCAUGGCCACUCGCAUGGCCACUCGCACAGCGCGAAGCCCACAGCGGCCGCAUCGAGCUCAAGGCAGGUGAAGAUGUCAGCGUAUCUGAAUCUGAUCGCCGAUGCCACCCACAACUUCACCGACGGGCUGGCCAUGGCUGCGUCGUUCUACCUGAGCCAUGCUGCGGGCCUGUCGACCUUUGUCGCCGUGUUCUUCCACGAGAUCCCCCACGAGCUGGGCGACUUUGCCAUUCUGGUGCAGUCUGGGUUCUCGCGGUCGUCGGCCCUGGCGUCGCAGUUCUUUACCGCCCUGGGCGCCAUUGCCGGUACCAUUGCCGGCAUUCUGAUCGAGGAGGCCGGCAAGUUCGUGUCGGGUCUCCUGGGCCUGUUCCCAGCGACCGUGGCCGGUGUUCCGUGGAGUAAGCUUGUUAUUCCCUUCACGGCCGGCGGAUUCAUUUAUGUCGGCACUGUGUCGGUGCUGCCCGAUCUGCUGCAGCCCGAUGAGGAGGAGGAGCAACAUGGGGAGCGCCAGAGCAAGGUCAGCGAGGAGCUGCGGCUGAAGCGCAAUGUGAACAUGGCCCUGGUCGAGAUUGCCGCAAUGCUGGUCGGCCUGGCCAUCAUGGCCGUCAUUGCCCUCAACGAGGAGUAGAGCGUCCAUAGAUGAUAUCUAAAAGCUUCAUUCUCAUUUUUCGUUUCCCUCAUAAAAGCCCUGUUUCUAAAUGAAAACCCCCCAGCCCUAUGUGUCCCGGUGUUUGAAGAUCCCGACCACGACCGUGUCGAUUCUCCGCACCAAAACAACCAUGUUCUCCGCCUCGAUCUUUGCCACCGGCGAAUACACCACCUCGGCGUUAGGCUGCGACAGAAAGUUCUCUGACCGGUUGGCAAUGGCUGCCACCAGCCCGGCUGCCUCCUCCGGGAUGUUGUCGCCCCUGGUUGCCAAGCACAGCCCGCUGUCGUCCGUGACUACUACGCCAAACACUGUCCGGUCGCUUUCGAUCAGCGAGUCGAUGAUAUUGUCGAUUUCUGCUUCCAUAUGUUAGAGCUAUGUGAGGAUAUGUAGUGGGGCUGUGCCCCAGGCGCGCGCGCUUGCGGAGAUAGGAUAUGUGCAUAUUGCGCUAUGCUGUUCUUGUGGGUGGGAAAAG
Linderina pennispora is the source of this 1546-nucleotide messenger RNA. Its product is annotated as Zinc/iron permease. Bases 1 to 1053 code for a protein of 350 amino acids. The transcript is spliced from 3 exons. The record is from RefSeq and is a predicted model, not a curated record. NCBI's taxonomy places the organism in Eukaryota, Fungi, Kickxellomycota, Kickxellomycetes, Kickxellales, Kickxellaceae. Gene Ontology annotation, cellular component: membrane. Gene Ontology annotation, molecular function: zinc ion transmembrane transporter activity. Gene Ontology annotation, biological process: zinc ion transmembrane transport; intracellular zinc ion homeostasis.